AUGGAAAUUCAGGUUUCAAAUAAUAGAGGAAGAGUGGUUGACAGGAUCUGUCACGAACUAAGAACUAGUGGUUACAUUAAGCGGUCAAAAGAGUUAAAAGUUGAUGCUUGCAUCCUUCUUGAUAACUUUGUUCCAAAAUAUGCUGGAAUGAUUGGCUCUCGUAAGAGAGCUUUGCAGAGCAAUUCAAAAAGAUCCAAAAGGCAUAUGUCCAUGAAGCAACAUAAGUGUGGAACAUUUGACUUGCCUUCUCAUUUCCACAAGUUUGAAAUAUUUUGGCCAAUGCACGAUAUGUGGAAAAGCUAUAUGAAACAACGGUUGCACCAUGUUGGUUGUGCCAAAGAAGUCUUCUGUGUUUAUUUUCCAAUGGGAUUGCUGGAAAGUUGA
Benincasa hispida (wax gourd) is the source of this 384-nucleotide messenger RNA. Lineage: Eukaryota; Viridiplantae; Streptophyta; Magnoliopsida; Cucurbitales; Cucurbitaceae. The record is from RefSeq and is a predicted model, not a curated record.